AGCAUUCUAAAAACAGCUAUUUUGAAAUGUGAAAUGCUGGAAGCUAAAUGAAACACAGCAUUUGCCUAAAACAUUUUCAAAUGUUUCCUGGGAAUUAUACUGGAGUCCAAAUGAUGACCCUGCAAGAAAGGUCAAUGUUGUUAUCCUCGCGUUGCAGAAGGAAGAAGUAAGGCUGCGAAAGAAUGUGGUCACACUAUGGAUAUUCUGUGCAGGGGACUUCUCUAUUCAGUCAGCUCGCCACAAUGUUAUUCUAGUUCCAUCAUGCCAGCAACCAACCCAUAUUAAAUUGCUGUGACAAUGUGAUUCUAAACCAGACUUGUAAGCAGGGAUGAUCUCAGAACCCAAUUGUCAACAGCUUCCUGGAACCUUCUGGUCUCCUUCCUCUGAUUGGCUCUCACAACACAGAGUUCUGAGAGCUUUACUUCAGAAUGAAAGAAGACUUGACUCAAUACUCCACUCCUCGCCAGUAAGAGAAAGCUACAGUAAGUCCAUGUGUUCUUUGCCUGUUCAUCCUCUCCAUUCAUGUCCUGCAUAAGAUGAGGAGGCUGCCUACAGUUAGAUUCCAUAUCUAUCCAGUUCAGUGGUUAUUUAAAUGGUGUCACAAUCUAGGAGUCCAAGGUGAAGAUGGAAUUCCAUCAAAGAAAAGGAAGGAAGUAUCCAGCUUCUGCUUGAUCAUUUUCCAUAUUUGGACUUUAGCUAACCUAAUCUAGCACAAAAAUUAGCUACCGCCUCACGCCAACAGAUGACAUAAUCACUCCUGCUCUGAAAACAAAUCCUUGAAUUCCAGUGCCCUGUGCCUCUGCCCCCCCUACAAUCCAGGUGAUCUCUGUAGGAUAAAAUCCCAGGCAUGACUGUUAGACAUACUAACUAAAUGGAAGAGCCUCAAAACUUAUGGAUCUGUAUCUGUGAAACAGAUGGUAGGUCCAAAUGAAAAGAACUCUCUUACUUCUUGACAGGUGAGCCUUCUUUCUGGGCUCCUACACAAGAAACCAUGGAUGAAAUAGAGGAGGUAGACAAUGAAACAAUCAACACCCAGAUGAGUUCGGAGAAAACAACCAACAUCCGGGUGAGUUCGGAGGAAACAACCAACACCCGGGUGAGUUCAGAGGAAACAACCAACACCCGGGUGAGUUCAGAGGAAACAACCAACAUCCGGGUGUGUUCAGAGGAAACAAUCAACACCCGGGUGAGAUCGGAGGGAACAACCAGCACCUGGAUGAGUUUGGAGGGAACAACCAACACCCGGGUGAGAUCGGAGGAAACAACCAAUACCCGGGUGAGUUCAGAGGGAACAACCAACACCUGGGUGAGUUCAGAGGGAACAACCAACACUCAGGCGAGUUUGGAGGAAACACCCAAGACACAGGUGAGUCCUAUCAAUCCAAACUGAUGUGUAAAUGUUUUCCAGAUUCUUAUAGGUAGAACAACUCAUAAUACAUUUGGUUUGAAUUAGGCAUUCUUAGGGUAGUCCCAAUGUAGAAAGGAAAGAUAUUAUGGGUUGUUCUAAAUCUAUAUGAUUAAUAUGUUAGUUUGGUAUAAUAAAAACAAUUGAUAAAAUAAUUUAGCAUACCAGCUGGGUUUGAAGCCCGUUAAACUUAGUUACAUGACCUGGUUCCCUAGCACAAAAUACUGUUUUAAAGGCACAUUCUCCGUCUGCCAGAUUUAGGCAGCUGCAUGCUUCAUAAGAUUAUUCCCUAAAUGUUGCCCAGUUUAGAUCUGAAUCUUGUCCUUAUUCGCAUUGUAUUUAUGAAUAUUUCCAGGAAUGUGGUUGUCCAGAUUUAGUAAAAUCCUGUGAUGGAUAAAUUUAUUUCUUGGGAGGAUUAAGUUCAAAACUGAACCUCCCCCCACCCCUUGAGUAGUUUCAGUGUGAUGGGCCAAAACUGGUAAGAUGGCAGCUGGGUUUGGGGGGAAGUUCCAGGGCCCCUGGGAAUUUACAACCCUCAUUUCAAUGCUGAUACUGAAGUUAUUAAUGACACCCAUCCAUUUCUAAUCAGUGAUAUCUUGCAGCUGGGGCCUGUGACGGGUCUUCAUCUCCUGACUGGACUAUAAGAUUCCAGUUUCCCGACUCUUGGAUUGGUUGUGGAAUGAAAUGGGUACUAGAAAUUAAUUGUUAAUAUGCUGAUCAUGACUUGGUUUACUUCCAACAAGGCACCAGAAACAAUGUGCUCUCUGUAUUAAGAUGGAGAAGGAAUAUGUGGCAGGAGUAGUUAGAAGUACAUCCAUCACAGCUGCAGCAGGGAGUGCUAGUGUGCUCUGCCCACUAGCUGGAUGAGGAAGUGGUGGGAGCCAACCACCCAAGAUACCCUCCAGGGAGGGCACAGAAGAAGACAACUUAGAUCCCGGAUCCUGGUGGUGUGACACUGAAGAGCAGUCUGCAGAAGGGAUGAGCUAGGAGGUGCUAGAAGCAGGAGGUUUGAGUGAUCGAAGGGGGGUCAGGACAGGAGAAGGAGGCCCUUCCAGGACAGGGGGAGAGGCUGAGAGUCACAGUGUGUGAGCAGACUCGGACAGAGAGGAGUCAGAGGUUGACCCUGCUACACAGCAGCAGGACAGUCCCAGUCCUGCUGGCUCUCCUCCCACUCUGACACCCCUCUCAAGGAAAGUCCUGCACAUUGCUGAGCAGCAGGCCAGAAAGGCCCAGAGGAGGAGCUCAGCCUCUCUACAUAGCCUCUGUCUGCUUGGAAGGGAUCCAGACUGAUAGGCUAGAGGGGGAUGGGCAGAGCUAGUGGUCAGUUUCAGCUAUGUCUUUGCUGGAUUAAGGCAAACCAGAGGACUCUGCUGUGUGCCUUCUGUGUGUGUGCCUGCCUUGUGAUUGACCUGGCUCCCUGACAGCUCCUUGACACCCUGUCACCCUGCUUUCCAUGCACUGAGCGUGGACAUCAGAAAAGAAGCACAUACACUGUCAGGAAACUGAACUGCACAGAUAGUUCACUCAUGAUCUCGUGGAACAUCUACACAUGAGCAGCUGUUCUCAUGUAUCUGACCUUGUGCAGUUUCAUCACAGUACCUGCUUAUCCUUCCUGCAGGAGUCGUCAAAGUUGCUUAUUUGGGUCUCAGUUGCUUCCUGCCUCCUAUCACAGUGUGAUGGUUACAACAUGUGGCUACUCUACUCUCCAACUGUGGUAAGAUGGUGCUGCAGUGUAGCUGUGUUAUUAAAGCAGCAGUUAUUAUAGGGCUUUUGUACUGUUGAGGGCCACAUUCCACCUAGGGUAAUUUGAGGGGGGGGCACAUACUGGAAAUAGGGAUGGAAGGAUCUGCCUGUUUUGGUUCUCUCGGUUUCUCACACACCCCAGUCUUAAAUUUGGUCCCCCACAUUUCUGUAGCAAGAUGCUUAUUUUCUGUUUAAAAAUCUUCAUGAAUUUCCAGGCUGGUCAUCUGUGCCUUUUUAGGGUCAGAUAAGCAUGGAAUGCAAUGAUUCGGUGUUUACACAGUGUAGCAUAAGAGUUGCAAAAUGCAGAAACACAAGAAUCAAAUUAUUCAUUGGCACAUUGAUAUAUAAUCCUAUAUAGACUUCUGCAAUUAGUAUUGGAAAAAUACAUGGAACAUCUCAGGCAAGAAUCUAAUGUCAAAAUUUCUGUAUCAGUCGUGACCUUCCUGGGCACGCAUGUGGCAUGUGAAUAUGCACACACAUGGAUGCACAGUGAGAACGCACAGCAUCUCUUCCACUUCACCCCAUUUCCUUUCUAACUCCUCCACCAUAAUGUAACAACAACAACAACAACAACUUUAUCAUUUAUACCCCACCCAUCUUGCUGGGUUGUAAACACCACUGAAUUUGUUUCUGUUGCAGCUGAUCCAUAAUUCAUAAACUACACCCAUUUUGAGUCUUAGCAUUUUUAAAAAAAAUUCUUAAGUUUUGCAAAAGGGGGUUGUUAUGUUAUUAAUUCAAGCUGCUUCACAAGCAGGUACCCCAAACAUGCCUGAAUUAUUGAGAAGUUUGAUAAAUGACAGAAUGACAUAAAGGUGAGGACACCUUUUGUGAUUUCUGGGACAUCGCAUAUGCUCACCUUGUGCAAGAAACUAACUUUUUCACUGGGAAUGAGGCAGAGUCAUUCCUCAUCCCGACACUCCCACUGUCCAUCCAGCAUUGGCUGCAGCUCCCUGCCAAAAAUUUGCUGUUUUGUUUGUUUUUUAAACACAGGACAAAAGUCUUAAAGGAUCUACACUGGCUCCCAGUACGUUUCCGAGCACAAUUCAAAGUGUUGGUGCUGACCUUUAAAGCCUUCAGGGGCCUUGGCUGUGUAUACCUGAAGGAGCGUCUCCACCCCCAUCACUCAGCUUUGAGGGCCUUCUGGCAGUUCCCUCACUGCAAGAAGUGAAGCUACAGGGAACCAGUAGCAUUCCCCUACAUUCCCCAGUAGCAUCUAAUAAAAGAUAAAAUGCCCUGUGGAAUGCCCUCCCAUCAGAUGACAAGGAGAUAAAGGACUAUACAACUUUUAGAAGACAUCUGAAGGCAGCCCUGUAUCAGGAAGUUUUUAGUGUUUGAUGUCUUACUGUACUUUAGUUUGUUGGAUGCUGCCCAGAGUGGCUGGGGUAACCCAGUCAGAUGGGCAGCAUAUUGAUGAUGAUGCUAAUGAUGAUGGAAGCUUCCUCAUAGUGAGUCAGGCCAUUGGUACAUCUAGCUCAACAGUGUUCACACUAGCUAGUCAUGACUCUCCAGGGUUUCCGCCAGGUCUCAGCCUCUCAGCUUUUGCUGCCAUACACUCUGCAGAAAGGUCCUAAUGUUGAAUGUUAUGUGCUUCUCUCCUAGUUCCUGCAUGACUUGUAUAACACAACUAUGUUGGAAGAGCUUGGAAAUAGAGUAGAUUCUAAGCUGGUCCUGGCCACUAUCCCUGUGGCUUUAUUUCCAUUCGGAGCUAUCUGUGGGUCCUUUCCUGUUGCUUGGCUGAUGGAUAGAUUUGGCAGGUAUAGAUAUAACCCUUUAAGUGGUGAACUGCAUUUCCUAGCAUGCUGAGGGGAUGCGGGAAUGGGUGGUUGCUGCUGACCUACAUUCCCCAGUAGCAUCUAAUAAAAGAUAAAAUGCCAUCAGCUUUGUUAGUUUCAUUCCACCUGCCCAAGGCAUUCAACCAAAUGGAAUGGGAUUUCAAAGAAAGGCAAAGGGGAUGAUGUCAGAUAAUUUUCAUAUUUCACUAAACGUUUCAGGGAGUGUUGUAUAGCAGGGAGGAACAGAGUCCUGGAAUCUUAUCCGAUCACUUUUAGCUAGCUAAUUGAACUUCGUUUUAGGGUGGUGGGAACAUGCUCUCCAAACGCAUUAUAAUCCUAUAGACACAAAAUUAGUUGAAACCACAUUGGUAGGUUUAUCUUUCACUACACUAACACUACAGACAGAACAAUAUUUAAGUAUUCUUAUUAUUAAAAGGAAGUAGAUUGCACACAAUUUGGAUAACUGAGAUUUCGGAAGGGGUAAACAUUUCAUCCUGGAUUUGCAUAUCUUAAGAGUCACCUUUAGGGUAGUUACCCAAUCUAAAUUCUUUAACCAGAUCCCCACUAAAAGAACAACAUCCAUUGAAUUUCCCGUAUUGUGCAUUUGUUCAGUUUGUUUCUAGGCUUUUGCUGUGUUACUCAAUAUUAGGGGUAUAGCCUGCUUUUGACUGGUUAGCUUCACAAUAUAGUUUAAUUUAUCCAAGCACUUUUAAAACUGUUCUGUAUAGGUAAAUUUUCUUCACCCAAGCCUCUUUAGAUUCAAAUAUAAAUGUUUCAAAAAGUUUUUGCCAAGCAGCCAAAAUUUAGGGUGAUAUAGCCACGGGAAGAACUUGGAAAAGCUACAACUUAGGCAAUGUAACAACUUAGGCAGACAAGUUUUUUUUACAGAAACGUUUUUCUCAGUAUGGCAAGAUCAAAGGAAGUCAACCUUUCAAAAUCACUUUUCAUUAUUAUUAUUUUUAACCAGUGGGACAAAGCUGUCCAGAGAUUAUAGGAGCCCUGCUAGAAAUAGUUUCUUCAGGCUCAUGGUUCCCCAAACUUCCAAAUAUUGGAAGCUUUUAUAUCUAUGUGGGACUCUUCAUUGGAAUUAGAGUCUGAAUCUUGGGUGGGAUGUUGAAAAGCCUUAAAGUUGAUUUUGAUUAAUUUAUUUUAGCCCUGCUAUGUCCAUUCAGUUCCUGGUGUAAAUAAGGUGGUGUAUCUAAAGUAUCUGCUAGCAUCAGGACCAUGUUGUAAUCAGCAUUUAAGUUAGCCAGAUGUUCCUUACUUUUUAUUAUGAUGCUUUUAAUAUUUGGGUAGUUUCUAAGAACCUCCUCUAAUGGUUCCAGGUCCAAUACAAAAAUAAGGAAAACCCUGUUUAGCCAUGCUUGAGAUGUUUCGUGCGUCCCAGUCAUUUACUCUCAAAAUAUCAGUAGAGUUCUCCCGAUUUGAGAAAUGGAAUGAGUGAUGUGACAUCCCAAUUUCAGUCCAAACAGUUGAAGUCAUUGGCAUCUCCUCCCUCAACCCCGCCUGUUUUUUUCAGGAAAGGUGCUUUGAUGAUAGCUGACAUUUUGUACAUUAUUUGUUCUGUACUAUUGGGUCUCUCACACUUGAUAAGAACCUAUGGAUACAGCCUCUUUAUCAAUUUCUGCUUUGGAUUAUGUUCAGGUAAGUUGGAGUCCUGAAUUUAUUGGCUUGCCUUUUUGCAAAAAGAAAUCAUCCUGAAAUGCACAAGAUUCAUCUGAGCUGAUUUCAGGGACCGACUGCAUGAUGGGGGGGGGGGCACCAGCCAGGGAACCCCCAAGGGAAACCUCAGAGGAGGAAGUCUCAGAACCUGGGGAUUGGUGGUGGGACACCGAGGAGAGGUCAGAGGGAGAAGAGUGGGAGGAGUUGUUGGAUGCUGUAGGGGCAACAGGAUUUAGUGAGCAGGGAGAGCCUGUGACAAGGAGCAAUUCAGACUCAGUUGCUGAAGCAGAGAGGGGGCAAGAGGCUGCAGAAGAAUCCUGGGAGUCUUCCUGUCUUACUGUGACAAACUCCCCUCUCCCUUAGUCUCCAAGGACAUGAAGAACGAUGUGUGGGGUGGAUUAGAUUAGAGAUUAGAUCCCAAAGAUCUGGGAUGUGGUAAUUAUACUAAUCUACUCCAGUGGGAGGCAAAUAUUGUUGAUUUAUAUUUUCCACCCGCCCAUGCCAACAUAUUCAAUAGUAAACGAUGUUGAGAAUGGCAGUCAAAAUAUCAUUUGUGGAGUGUCAGGUUGGCUACUUUUCUUCUAACUUUUCUCUAGCCAUCGCAAUUAGUUUAAAUGAACAUAUUUAAUUCCAGUUCUGGAAGAUGAACAAUCUCUGGCUUUGGCAAGCAGCUAGGGAAGAAAUCUAUUAAGUUAAGAGGCAGCGGCUGAGAAGACCUCUCUGCAAGCCUUUGUGGGGCUCAGUUUGGUUUAAGUUACAACUGGGCAACAUCUUGGUGUCUAUGGCGUCAAGCGCUCUGGCUUUUGGCAACCAGCCAGGGGGAGAAAUCUCCAAAGUUAAGAAGUAGUCACUGAGAACACCUCUUUCUGUAACUUUGUGGGGCCUGAAAUGGUGGGGAGCUACAACUGGGCAACAACUCUGUAACUAUGAUGUCAAAUAUCAUCUCUCCAUGUAACUUGAUCCAGUAACCUCUCAUGCAAAUUGUCAAGGACAGCAUGACAUUUUGCAGAAGUCUGUGGGGGACCUCUUAAAUUCAUAAGGAGUUAACUGCAUGACUCAUUGUGGCCUUCUGUACCACGCAGAGUUCUCUAUAUAUGUUUCUGUACACCAUGUCACAAGCUCAUUGUAAAUUAUAUUUUGAUUUAUCACCUAACCAGGAAUAACCUUCUGUGUUGUCUCCAUAUAUCUUGGGGAAAUCUCCCCUAUACACCUGAGGGGACGCAUAAUGAUGAUGCACAGUCUGUUUUCUUCCUUUGGUGUUCUGUUGGCUCAGAUACUUUCUCUCCCAGAAAUUAUUGGGACCCGAAAAGGUAAUUCAGAGAAAUUCAUCCUUUGACUUACAGCUUUUCAGAAGUUCCACCUCAGUGUUUUCACGUUAUCAGUCACUCUUAUUUUCUUUCACAGGUUUACCAAUUCUGACAAGCAUUUCUGUGGUCAUGCCAUUGCUUCAGGUCUUUCUACUGCCCUUACUUCCUGAAAGUCCUAGGUAUCUCUUCAUUCAGAAGGAGGAUGAAAACAAUGCAAUAAAAGGUACUGGGACCUCUAGGUAUGGGCACCAUAAAGAGCUGUGAUAUCCCUUCAGGCUGACGAGACCUCAGGCACCUUUGGCCUGUUGCAUAAUUCAAUCUAGGAUUAUCAGAUCAUUUAUGUUGAUAAUCCUCUCAUUAAUAGAGGGUCAUCAACAGCCUUUCAUAACAAUGCACAUACAGCUGAUAUAUAAAUGUACUUUCCUUUCACACAACUAUUUAGGGAAUAAUAAUAAUAAUAAUAAUAAUAAUUUAUUAUGUAUACCCCAACCAUCUGUCUGUCAAACAUUAAAAGCUUCCCUAAACAGGGCCACCUUCAGUUGCCUUUUAAAAGUAAACUAGUUGUUUAUUGCCUUGACAUCUGACGGGAGGGCGUUCCACAGGGCGGGUGCCACUACCGAGAAGGCCCUCUGCCGGGUUCCCUGUAACUUGGCUUCUCGCAGUGAGGGAACCGCCAGAAGGCCCUCAGAGCUGGACCUCAGUGUCCAGGCAGAACGAUAGGGGUGGAGAUACUUCUUCAGGUAUACUGGACUGAGUCAAUGGUCAUUCAAUGGCUACUUGCAGUGAUGGCAGUAGUGUCAGAGUCAGUAUACCUCUGAAUAAAAGUUGCUGGGUAUCAUGAGUGGAAGAAUGUGGCUUCAAGCUACAAGAAAUGAAUUUCCGAAUUAAACGUUUGAAAAAACUUUCUGACAGCAAGAGCUGUUCGGCAGUGGAACAGACUCCCACAAGAGGUUGUGGGCUCUCCUGCCUUGGAGGUUUUUAAGCAGAGGCUGGAUGGCCAUCGGUCAUGGAUGCUAUAAACAUGACGAUCCAGCUGGAGUGAUUCAGUGCAUUAUGUUUAGGCUCUGAAAUAGAAAAAUAGUCUGCUUGUUUUUUAAAUCAAGUUUUCAAAAUUGCAUGCGGAUGUGUUCUGGGGUAGGGGGAGUGGGGGCAUUGUCAUCGUGUUGAUUGUCUCCAGUAAUGUAAAAAGGAAGCAGCUAAUAUCCUUUGUGGCAUGUAUGGAAGUAUGAAAAACAAGAGGAAUUCUAGGAACAAUGAAAUUAACAAAAAAUACUACACACAUGAUGUUGUGUAAUAGUUGUAACAAUUACAAAUACAGAAAGUAUCCCAAUACAAUUUCCUCAAAUACCACAAAUUUUUAUUAAGAGAUUCCCAAAAUUGUUUCUUUAUGGUUCUGAAUUACGCCCAAGCGUUCUAGAGAGAUUAAACCCUCCAGACUUCCCCUUUCCAACUUCUUUUCAAUCAAUCUGCUUAUUUAUUUAUUUUAGAAGUCACCCCUUUCGAAGUCUAAUCCUCUCUGCCUCUGUUCACACCCAGUACUGAAGAAGCUGCGAGACACUAGCGACGUGGACGAUGAGAUAGAAGAGCUCCAGCUGGAGGACAUAAUUGAGAAAGAUGAAAAGAACAUGGAUUCACUUAAGCUAAUGAUGACCCCAAGCCUAAAAUGGCAUGUCAUCCGCAUCUUCGUCUUGAUGGGUGGAGAGCAGCUUGAUGGCCUCAAUGCAGUAAGGAAAGCAAUAUCCCAAGUUGUUAGGAGGUUCAACCAUGUAAAAUGAGAAUGUAUUUCACAAAAAGGUUCAGAAGCACCAAUUGUCACUGCUUGUCUCUGGGAAUGGCCCAUGUUGAUGCACUCAGGGGCUGCUCUGUUUUCUAGAUUCUAUUCCAGGGAUCAAGACUAUCUAACCACCCUUAAGGGGAGGCCUGUGGCACACCUUGUGUUGGUGAAUCCCAGUUCCAAUCAACUCUAGACAGCAUGGCCAGUGAUAUAUAUCCUGACAACACCCAGGGUGCCUUAAGGUUUCCAUCUUCACCCUAGUGGAUGUCAGGGACUGACUGGAUGAGGAGGAGUGGGUGGAAACCACCUGACCAAGAGCCCCCCAGGGAAAAUGCAGAGGAAGAGGAUUUAGAUCUGGGAUCCUGGUGGUGAACAAAUAGACACACCUCAGAGGAGGGGAAGAGCUGGGGAGUACUGGAGACUGGGAGCUUGGAGGAGGAGGAGGAAAAGGAAGAAACAGGCAAGUGCCACAGCACAGAGCUAAGACAAGAAUCAGACUUAGCAGUUUCAUCACAGAGCCACCCUGACAGAUUUUCUGCUGACAGCCUGUGUGCCCCUACUCCCAGAACAAUGCAUCUAUUGCAUGUUACUGAGCACAGAGCCAGGCGGAAACAGAGAGCGUCCCUUGGGGCUCACCGUAGACAGAGGGAGGGGCCUGACACAGAGGGAUAGGGAGUGAAGUGGGAGAUACAAGCCAGUCUGAGCAACUGCUUCAACUAGACAGUAGCAAUCUCAGAAGUCUCCAUGUGUUCUCUGCUCUGCUUCCUUAAUUUUUAAAAAACUAACUGUAAGUGAGCUGUGUGUCACUGUCUUUCUCUGCUCUGUGAAUGACCUGACAGUGUAUCUACUGGGAAGAUGGCAUUGCCUAGGAUAGAGGCAGACUAUGGUCUUUCAGAUUUCAGUGGCACCCUGUGCAAGGUCAAAAUUCACCACCACUCCCCGCCUCUUGUUUUCCAUUCUGUGAAUGCACUACUUCAUAGUAAUGCCCUCCUCAGCUCAGCACCCGGUGUGGAGGAACUCUGCCUCUGCCUAAAAGUGUAUAGAUUUCACAGGUACAGAACACUAAAGACAUCAGGGUAAUGUAGAAUGAGGCAUCACACAGUUAGACAGAUUGGAAUGAUUCCUUUAAGUUUCUGAAAUGUUAAUGGUCUGACAUCUAAUGUGAGAUAACAUGAUUCCCACGUAUCAGAUUAACGUAUGGAUUGGAAUGCAAUGAUCUUUCAGGUUCUGCACUUGUUGAAAUUUUGCAAUAUGUUUCUCAGCUCAGAAAAAUGUACCAGGUGUUUAAAUAUGCAUCGAAAAAGGAAUAUUUGUGCAGAAAUGUCUGGUUUCCAAAUUAAUGCAGAAAUAGUACAGAACAGAUUUGUUAAUGAGCACACGUGAAGUUAAAAUGGAUGGGAUAUGAACUGAUAUGUCCAUUAUUUGACACAACAUCACCAUGUCUUGCAUUUUCCUGUUUCAAUUCAUUUUCUCAGCAUGAAGAGGGGGAAAUCAACAUGAUUAUGUUACAGAAUUAUAAAAUUAUGGAACUGUGGAGUUGGAUGAGGUUCCGAAGGUCAUCAUCCCCCUGCAAUGCAAGAGUCAUGGCUAAAGAGUCCCUGACAAAUGACUACCCAAUUCCUGCUUUAAAAGUUCCAAUGAAGGGAACUACCACCUUCAGAAAUACUGUUCCACUGUCAAACAGCUCUUACCAUCAGAAAGUUCUUCCUAAGAAUAAAAUAAUAGAACUGUAGAGUUGUUAGGGUUCUAGAGUUAUUUAGUCCAACACACUGCAAUCUCAACGAAAGAAUCCAUGACAGAUGGCAUCCAUGUUUAAUCAAAAUCCCCCUUUUAUCUUCAAAUAUCUAAAGGGCUGUCACAUCUAAGGUGGAGCAAGCUUGUUUCCUGCUACUCCAGAGGGUAAUACAAAUAACCCAUGUUAAUAGCUGCUUAUCUAAGGGCUCCAAGGGGUGGGUGUUUGCUGUCUGGCGUAGCCAUGCCACCAACACCAGGGGCGGUGGGGGCAGUGGCAUGGUUUCUGCGGCCAGAAGGGGGUCAAUUAAGCUUCACGUCCAGUUGUGUGAAUAUGAAGUGACAGGGCCCCAGGCCAAGGGCCAGUCAGGAGGGUCCAGAAGCCUUGGGCAUGUGUGGAGUGAUGCCUGGGCUCUGGUACUUUUACCCAAAUACUCCCAACCUGCCUUCCAUGCUCCAAGUCCUGGAUUUAUUCACAAGUGCACAUAUCCUUUACAUAUAAUGCUACUUCUCGUUCCUUCCUGUUUGAUUAGUUCAUACCCCUCAAUUACUAUAUUCCAACCACGAGUCUCAUCCCAUUAGGUUUCAGAAAUGCCUAUUAUAUUAUAUUUGCCCUCCUAUUUUAAGAGCUCAAGUUCAUCUUGUUUCUUUCCCGUGCUCUGUGAAUUAGUAUAAAGAAAACUGAAUCUACAAAUAAUUCUUUCCAGCUGCUUCCUUCUGCUUCCUGUGUAUUAGCAGAGGUUCCAGUUCCCUGUACAUCAAUGUCAUGUAACAAUCUUUGAGAAUUCUUGGACAGCAGAUUAGGUCCUUGCAAACUGCAAGUGGACAAACAUUGUACCCGUCUUCAAAAAGGGAAAAAAAAUAAGAUACAGGUAACUACUGACUAGUCAGCUUGAGGUUGAGACCAGGAAAGGCCCUAGAACAUUUAAUUAAAUGGUCAGUGUGUGAAUACUUAGAAAUGGGUGCUGUGAUGACUAAGACCUAGCCUGGGUUUCUAAAAAGAAAAGAAAAGAAGAAGGCAUGCUGGACAAUCUCAAUACCUUAUACAGAGAUAGUUGCAAACUUGGUGGAUCAGUGGAAAGCUGGGGACGUAGUAUAUCUUGAUUUCAGUAUGGCUUUUGACAGAGUCCCCCGUGAUAUUCUUGUGGAGAAGCUGGUAAAAUGUGGGCUGGAUGAGGUCACUUUUAGGUGGACUUGUAGCUGCUUGACUGACUAAUCCCAAAGAGUGCUCACCAAUGGUUUCUCAACAUCCUGGAAAAUAGUGACAAGUAAGAGCUGUUUCUGAUGGUAAGAGCUGUUGACAGUGGAAUGGGCUGUCUUGAGAGAUGGUGGGCUCUCCUUCCUUGGAGGUUUUUAAACAGAGGUUGGAUGGCCACCUGUUAAGAAUGCUUUAGCUGAGACUCCUAUAUUGCAGGUCGUUGGGCUACAUGACCCUGGAAGUCCUUUCCAACUCUACAGUUCUAUGAUUCUAUGUCAUAUAUUUGUUUUACUCUGCUUUUUGGGCAAUGAUGCAGUUCAGGGGAUACCUAGUUAACAUCAUCACUUUAGACUUAGAUUUUGCAAAGGAGGAGAACCAAGUCAGGAGUCUCUUCUCUUUGGUCCCUUCCAACGCUACAGUUUUAUGAUUUGAUGUUGAAUUAUUUUCCAUCUUUGUCAGUCACUAAAAUUAAGUCAAGUACGGCAGGCAUAUGAGGAAAACGACAACUCUGAAGCACAAGACUUCCUACUUAAAGUGUCGAGUCAAUUAUACAGAGGAACCUAAAUUAAAGGACUUCUAGGUUAAGAGCAGCUGACAUCCAGAAAAGAACAACAGCAACUAAAAUAACCAGAAAACGAACUCUAGGAUUUCUCAGAAUCCCAGGUCACCAUCAUUGUGCUUCUUCCCCUCACCUAACACUUUUUAUUGUGAUGGUCUGAUUUCAGGCAUACUAUUAUAAAGAGAGAAUCAUCUCGCCUACAAAGUCAGAUAUUGCGGAAAUACAUCUACUUUUGAUAAUCGGAAGCACUGUUUAUUCCUGUGCAAUUGCGUUAUCGGUAAGUCUCCUCUACCUUUCCUCUCACUUUCUAAGUCUUGAAAAUCACUCUUCUUCAAUAGACUGAUCCUCACUGCAACAUUCUAUAUCUUUUCUGCAAUAUUAUUUUCUGUGCAGCAGCUCUCCCACUCUCCCACAAACCUGGGAAUUGUAGUUUUAUGGGGUUUUCUAACUAUUCUUUCUAAGACAGGCAUGUCCAAAGUCCGUUUCAGGGGUCUAAUCUGGCCCACCGGUCAGUUUAAUCUGGCCCUUGUGGCAGUUUAUUUCCUGGGGUAAAAUCCUAAAAAAAGCUCAACAGCUUCAAUCCUAAAGAAAGGUCAACAACUUUGGUUGGCCCUUUGGUCGUCCCUCACGCAUGUUCAGUUCAUCAAAUCUGUCCCUCUUUGAAAAAAGUUUGGACACCCCAGUUCUAAGAGAAGCCCUUAGAUUUAAACAGAUUGCAUGGCUCCAUGCUUUACUUGGAACUGUCCCAAGGGUUUUUUAAAAAAUACUUUGCAUGUGCGUGUGUUAGAAGAAGCAAGAGCUCCUGUCUUUAUGUACUUUAUUCUGCUGCAUUUGGCUCCAAGCCAAAGGCCAAGUGGAACAACUCUGUCCUACAGGCCCCGCGGAAAGAAAUCAGAUCCUGCAGGGCCCUGGUCUCAUGAGGCAGAGCGUUCCACCAGGCCGGAGCCAGUGUUGAAAAGGCCCUGGGUCUGGUUGAAGCUAAUCUAACUUCCUUAGGGCCUGGGACCACUAGGGUGUUGCUAUUUGAGGCUCUCCAUGGGGCAUACCGGGAGAGGCAGUCCCGUAGGUACAAGGGUCCUAGGCUGUGAAGGGCUUUAAAGGUCAAAACCUUUUUUGGUUUUGAUAUAUCACCCCUAUCUUACUAUCAUAGAACUAUGAUUCCUAAAAGUCCUCUGGAAAAGGGAAUUAAUAUUAGACCAGUUUAAGUCUGUGAUACAGAUGUAUCCAUGUGGCUACAACCCUAUACCUCUGGAGUAGCCAACAAGCUGCUCUCUAGAUGCUGUUGGAAUACAAAAAGUGCUUUAUUUCUAUGAAAAAGCUGCCGGUACACACCAUGCCCCCUAUCUCCCCCACCUCCACCCGGCUGCCAUUUGCAUGCCCUCCUGCUUGCUCCCUCCCCCUUUGCCUGAGACUGCGUCUGCCACUGCCACUGCCACUACUUCCUGCAGUGGCAGGCACAGCCUCCCAGAGGCACUUUGUCCUCCUACUUCACCGCUUCCCACAGUGGCACUUUGGCGUGACCACUUUUACGAUCAUCAAAGCGUACCUGGCAAUCAUAAAAAUGUUGCGCCAAAGCGCCUCUGCUAUGGUGAGACCUUCUUACGAUUGCCAGGCACCUUCCUCGAAGGCGUUUUGGCAACUAUUCAACUUUAGUCAGGCCACACCUGGAAUACUGUGUCCAGUUCCGGGCAUCACAAUUUAAGAAAGAUGUUGACGAGCUGGAAUGUGUGCAGAGGAGGGUAACUAGGAUGGUCAAGGGUCUAGAAGCCAAGUCUUGUGAGGAACGGUUGAAGGAGCUGGGUAUAUAUAGCCUGGAAAAGAGGAGACUGAAGGGAGAUAUGAUAGCCAUCUUCAAGUAUCAGAAGGAUGGAGCAAACUUGUUUCCACCUGCUUUGGAAGGUAGGACUCAAACCAAUGUCUUAAAGUUGCAGGAAAGGAGAUUCCAACCAGACAAACGAUUAUUUCCCCCCCCCCUGACACUAAGAGCUGUUCGAUAGUGGAACAGUCUCCCUCAGGAGGUUGUGGACUCUCCUUCCUUGGAGGUUUUUAAGCAGAGGUUGGCUGGUCACCUGCCAAGGAUGCUUUAGCUGAGAUUCCUGCAUUGUAGGGGGUUGGACUGGAUGAACUUGGGGUUCCUUCCAACUCGUAGAUUCUGUGAUUCUAUGAUUCUAACUGUAAAAGGGUCUCACAUCGGGAAGUUGUGGCAGCAGGAUGGUGGGGGAAGAGGUGGUACAUACAGCCUCAAAAGAAGCCCUGAAGACAACUUACACCAUUCCUUACUAUUGGCCCCGAUAGCUAGGGUCGAUGGGAGUUGUAAUCUCACUACACAUGAAAGGUAUUUUGUUGGCCAGACAUGCUACAUAUGCUUACCUGGGAUCAGAAGGGCUUAUCUCUGAGUGGAUAUGUAGAGGAUUGCAUUGUAAGUCUUAGCUUCAGGUUCUUUUUCAUUUAAGAGCCUUGACCCCCGACUGUGGUUGUCUAGACACAAAUUCAGUAUGCCACGCUUCAAAAUCUGCUGCUCAUGUAUGCAUUCAUUCUCAAUGAAGGGUGUGAAUAAGCCCCAAGUAACUCUGUCUUAAAAAAAAUAGCAACUGUUUACUGUUUUGCCCUAUGCUGCCUCUGCUUUGAUUUGUAAUUCAGGUUCUGGGCAAAACUGUCCAAAACAAAGCUCUCCCAUUACCCAUUUGCUAUAACAGGGAACAAAAAAAAAAAAUAAUAAUAAUCAGAUGCCAAUUUUCCUCUUUUGACCAAAAUUAUGAAAAUUUAUGGAACAGGAGCCCCUCCAGAGUGAAUGAAGCCUGUUUUUCGACUACAGCUCCCAUCAUCACUAGCUAGCAGGACCAGUGGUCCCAAACCAGCUGGAGGCCCUAGUUUGGGGAACACUGUUUUAAUGUACUGUUGUAACACCUAGGGUCCCUCUUUCUUGUCUCUAUAUUCUCUAGAUGUAUCUGGCUGAUUCUAAGGGGCACAAGUUUCUGCUUCUCGUUGGCUCUGGGAUCUGCAUCGUGACCUGUAUCAUGUUAACCAUGUCACUGGAUUUAAUGGUUUGUAGUUGGUAGAUUUCGAGCUGAGAAUCAUUAAAUAGUUUGUCGUUUGGCCCUGUCCCCCCUCCAUCUUUAAUCUGUAUCAUGCAAAAGCUCCAAAGCCAAUGUUUAAGUUGGCUGUAGAUGUGACAGGACAUUUCUUUAAGAAUAAUAAAAACAAGGCAUACGAACGGAGGCAUGGACAUCCUUCUGAUUGGUACAUCUGUAGAAGGAGACUUGAGAGAAAAGUUGCAUUGGAUUUUUAACCUUCAGCUGAAUUUUGUACAAAGUCUUUAAGUGAAUGAAUAAGAACAUAGUUUCCCAUUGACAGAUGUUUCGUGUGAAAGUUACACAAAUGUUAGAUUCAGAGGCAAGAGAGGCCUCCUUCAUUCUAUGGGUCAACAGUCAGUGUGGUGUAGUGGUUAAGAGCGGUAGACUCAUAAUCUGGGGAACCGGGUUCACGUCUCCGCUUCUCCACAUGCAGCUGCUGGGUGACCUUGGGCCAGUCACACUUCUUUGAAGUCUCUCAGCCCCACUCACCUCACAGAGUGUUUGUUGUGGGGGAGGAAGGGAAAGGAGAAUGUUAGCCGCUUUGAGACUCCUUUGGGUAGUAAUAAAGCGGGAUAUCAAAUCCAACAGUUCUAUGGAACAAACAGUGGUAACUGGAAAUAUGGGAGCUUACCUCACAAAUGUCCCGUUUCGAACGAGACAUCCCAGAUUGACUCUAGUUUCACUAGAACGUGGGACCCAAAGACACAGGUUUUUUUGGUCCCACACUGUGGUGCGAGUCAGUUGACUCGCAGCGGAGUGUGGGACAAAAGAACAGAAUGGCCGAUGUACUUAUGGAAGCUGGUGCCACACUUCUGGGAUUUAACCCAACAGGGACCCAAAGAGUGCAAAACCAAAAGGGACAUAUCCUUUGGUUGCACAUUCUUUUGUUUCCACACCUUCACUGGCUGUCCCCCACCCUACCCCCCGGCACUGCUGGUAUGCAAGCGGGCAGCAGGUGGCAGGAUGGUGGAGGUCUGUAUGUGUCCCUAAUUGCCCUCCCAAAAUGUGGGGGGGGGUGGAAAGUAGUAUGUGUGACAGCCCUUUAGGUGUUGCUGCAUUCCUAUUCCCAUCAGUCUCAAUCAAGCAUGGCCAAUGGUUAGGAAUGUUGUGUGGCAAGGUCCUGAACCCUCCCUGAUUGUAGAAUAAAGACACUUGACACCAGAAUUUAGGGUAAUGGGCUGAAAAAGGCCACAACUUUAUUGGUUACCGAAUGUGAGCAGUAUUGGCUUAGGCAUUGGAACCAAUGACUAUAUCUGACUCCUGCCCACCUGCAGGGAGUCUAAUAAGGGUUAACCACCGAUAGGCGGAGCCCUGUUGAUGCACAUCAACUAGGAAUUUCCCCAGGGUCACCGAUAGGGGUCGUGCUAUCGGACACGCCCCCCCAGAUUCCUUUAAUGGAAUACCCUUGAAAUAUGAGGGGUAGGUGAUGGCCGCCACCUCCCACCAAAUACUCCAAUGCCUUACCACCAAAUCUUACAAAAUUGUGAGGAUUUGCUACGAGGUAGGCGAAAAGCCAAGUGGCUGGUGCCAAUUUGCCAAGUGGAAAAAAUUCCUACCAGGCCCCUUCAACAGGCAACUAACUGAGGUUCAUAGCAAGGUCAAAGGAUAAGGACCUAACCUUAGGGAGGGAGGGAGAACUGCACAAGUGGGAGAAAGGUAAAAGAGAGCGAGAGCCUGGCCGCAGCUUGUUUAAAUGGGCUGAGCCAUGCCCCCCUUGGCCGAACGGACUGGCUGAUAUAAAGUGACGCAGCCAGGAGCUCCCUGUGACUCAGAGCUACCUAAGCCCUGUCUUCAUGGGUCAGGCUCAUGAUCUGCUCGCAAAGUCAACUCCCUGCGAGGAGAAUCGGCUUUGCAAAUUGUGGUCCAACAAAAUAUGGAGGGCACCACGAGGACUCCACCUGGAAAUUUCACUAGCAGCUUGUUCACAUUUAAGCUUGAUCACACCUACAAUCCAAGAAUUGCAGAGCUGGAGGGGCCACAAGGGUCAUCUUUUCCAACCCCUUGGAAUGCAGGAAUCUUUUGCCCAUUGGGGAAUCCAUGUUUCCUCCGUUAGAAUUUAGCCUCCUUAGUAUGCACACAGGGAGAUUUUCAGCUGGAGCUGAAGACCAAAUCUGACUCUUUUCAUUUGUACCAGUAGGUGUUGCCUUUUGCCUUGUCCCCCAUCUUCCAGUCUGCAGAUUCAAAUUUUAUUUUUCACAAACAGUGCAUGUGUUAAGGAAUCAGUUGAGCAGUAGACAUGCCUUUUAAAAUAAACUGUGUCCAAAGCACACAUGCAGGAAUUCCCAAGUCAAUAUAACCUUUGCAUGGGCACCUUUUGUUUUAUUUUCAAUCUUAAAAUAAAAAAAAAAUAGGCAAAAUAGGCAUUUCCCGUUCUAACACAGGAAGAUGGUUCUGGUGGAAAUCAAUAGAGUCAUAUAAUUUGAAAUCAGCAGGAAAGCAUUAAUCAGGAAAAUCUGGAGAAAUACAGUGGUACCUCUGGUUACGAACUUAAUUCGUUCCGGAGGUCCAUUCUUAACCUUGAAUCUGUUCUUAACCUGAAGUACCACUUUGGCUAAUGGGGCCUCCCACUGUUGCCCCACUGCCACCGUGCAAUUCCUGUUCUCAUCCUGAGGUAAAGUUCUUAACCCGAGGUACUACUUCCGGGUUAGCAGAGUCUGUAAUCCGAAGUGUUUAUAACCCGAGGUACCACUGUAAUUGUUUUUCUGUAUUUAAUUGUUGUUGUUGUUUUAAAACAUAAGAAGACAAAAAUAUACUGCUGCAGAGAUUUUCAAAAAUAGGCACUACCCAAAAUAAAACUGGCACCAUGAUGGUGCAAGGUGCAUGGGAAGGAUAGUAGUCAGAACGGAUGCUUCAUCUCAUAGGUAAAAAGAGAGAGGAAAUGUGCCCAUUAUCUUAAGUUUUUCAAAACUUAUUCAAUUCACCUUGAAUUGGUGGGCGAGGGGGGAGGGAAUCCAGAUGUUCAGGGAGGAAACUCAUGGAAAAUGAGCUGGUGGACAAUCCUACCUUAAUUGGAACACAAACAUUUCAAAUGCACAUUAAACUCAGCUAUGGACAAUAAACAUGACCUGCUUUCUCCAACAGAAAUAUAUCCCACAUAUGGUGCUUGUAAGAAAAGUUUUGGAAAACAUAUUCAUCUUUGGACAUGGUAUAGGGUCAGGUAAGUGCUUAGAUGAUAUUAUUAUUAUUAUUUGUUGUUGUUAUUUAGUCAUUUAGUUGUGUCCGACUCUUCGUGACCCCAUGGACCAGAGCACGCCAGGCACUCCUGUCUUCCACUGCCUCCUGCAGUUUAGUCAAACUCAUGCUGGUAGCUUCAAGAACACUGUCCAACCAUCUCGUCCUCUGUCAUCCCCUUCUCCUUGUACCUUCCAUCUUUCCCAACAUCAGGGUCUUUUCCAGGGAGUCUUCUCUUCUCAUGAGGUGGCCAAAAUUAUUAUUAUUAUUAUUAUUAUUAUUAUUAUUAUUAUUAUUAUUACACCACCCUUCAUCCAUAGAUCUCAAGGUGGUUCAAAACAUAAAAAUACAAGAUAAAAACAUAAUAUGCACAACAUAUGUUAAACACAUUUAAAAGGCUAUAGGAUGUUAAUCAGCCAAAGGCCUCAUUGAAGAGGAAUGUUUUUUUUCCUGGAAACUAGAACUUGGGUGUCAUUCUUCAAGAAACAUUUCCGCUUUCAGUGUUCCAACAUAGGUUACUUAUAUUUUUAAGUUCAAUGUUCAGGAAUGCAUGGAGGCUCUGUACACUGAAUAUUACUGCAAGAGCUGAAAAAUGCAGGUUAUACAUAGUUCCAUUAACAAGUUGUUUCAAAACCUGUGCAAUCCAGGGAAAGCAUUCGGUCAGGAGAGAAAAGUGCUAAGUGACUAACAAUGCUGUAAAGGCAGAUAUGGUGCUUGCUGUGCUAGAAGGACAGGUUUGCUUAUUUAUGGUCUUUGCAUUGUGUUCUUUAGAUGAUAUGAAAGAUAUGAAUGCAGUAGAUAAUCUAGUGAGUCAAAUAAAAUAAAAGUGGUAUUCAAUGCCCUAAAUCAUUUCUGUCUACCAAGGUUCUAUUUCAUCUGUAAUUGUGGUAGAGCUGUUCCUUCAGUCAUCCCGGGCCUCAGCAUUUGCGAUUGCAGGAUUUGUGCAUUGGCUCAGUAGGUUUCUUAUAGAAUUCAUAUUCUUUUACAUUGAGGUGAGUCGUCUUGAAUUUCCGUUUGGUCGUAAGUGCGGUAAAAAAAGCUCAGCCCCUUAUCGCACCAUUAUUGUUUCCCCAAACCCACAAAUGAAGCCAUACCCUUGAAGUUAUUUAUUUGCCAUUAUUUCUACCCUUCCCCCAAUCCAGCCAGUGUGUUUUGUUAAAGUUGAAUGUUAAAUCAUACCAGGAAUCUGCAUAUUUUCCAAUCAGGUUCAGUGCAGUGAUGGGGAAACUCUGCCCUUCCAGACGUUGCUGGACUGCACCUCCCAACAUCCCUGGGUACACCAUCCUGAGAUGAUGAUGAUCAUCAUCAUCAUCAUCCCCUGCCCAUCUGACUGGGUUGCCCCAGCCACUCUGGGUGGCUGGUAUAUUAAUUGAAUUAAUAAUAAUAUCCAUGCGAACACCAGCACCUUCUGCUCUGCCACGAAUUGUUUAGUCAUAGGAAAGAGAUAUAUUCUGCUGGAAGUGGCACAGAGUGGCUGGGGAAACCCAGAUGGGUGGUGUAUAAAUAAUAAAAUUAUUUAUUUAAGGAGAGCAACUCUGCAGAUGCUUCUCCAGAGGAGGACCUGCCUGUAAUCUCUGCCUGCAUUAUUGACCCACACAGUCAAACUCUUUCAUGCGCUCUUUCAGUGUCCCGGACAGAGCCCAUGGUGCCUCCUAAGACAAGAAAGCCAUAGCUGGCUUCUUUGGGUGGAAUUGCCGAUGGACUUGUAGCAAGCAAGCAGGAAGGAGCCAACCCUGAAUGCGCACAAUAACGUAGAGCAAAACAGGGAUAGGUCAACCUGGGUUAGGUGGGUGGGGAGCUGGUCCAAAAUGCACCACUGAUCUUAAACUGCCACUUGUGGCAAAUUUCUGGAGGUCUGGUCUUGAGCUCCUUGAAGGGUAAACUCCAAAAGAAUAUGUGUGUGACAAAUAAAUAACCAAGAUUCUGUUUCUUUCCUUCCUUCCUUCCUUCCUUCCUUCCUUCCUUCCUUCCUUCCUUCCUUCCUUCCUUCCUUCCUUCUGCCCCCUUUUUGUUCCAUCUCUAGGCAAGUAUGGGAGCCUAUAUCUUUCUUCUCUUCUGGCCUGUCUCUGUAGCUACCUUUUUCGUUAUCUUCAGGAUUAUACCAGAAACAAAAAUGAAGGCCUUUGUACAGAUCAGGAGAUCCAUGCUGAUCCCGAAGCCCAGGAAGAAACAUACCAAGAAGAGGAACAUCAACUAAAAACUCAGGAAGCAUCCUAUGCAGUUUAUUUCGUUGUUUGUGUAUAUAUUAAAUAGCUUUUUUAAAUAAAUGAAAUUAUUC
Messenger RNA from Podarcis lilfordi (Lilford's wall lizard), 21674 nucleotides. NCBI's taxonomy places the organism in Eukaryota, Metazoa, Chordata, Lepidosauria, Squamata, Lacertidae. The record is from the annotation of a GenBank genome assembly.